AUGCCCUCCCCCACCACAGCUCCUACAGGCCAGGCCCAAACCUCAAAACCGAAACUAAUAACCAAUCCCUUACGCCUCCUCAUCCUCACACCUUCAGAUCAAUCAAAUACAACGAUUCCGGCGCUUCUACAAUCCCUGACCGGCGUCCCCGUCACACCACCACCAGCCUCAUCAUCGACGGCGGAUAAUGGAACGGAAAUCCAGACAUUCGCCGGCUACACAACUCACGCGCCCUUACCAAUAUCGAAUAAAUAUUACGCCGCCGACGUGCCGAUUUGGGUUGACGAGAUUCCCACCUCACCAUCACCCGAUUCACCAAGCGCUACCCCUAAUACAGGGGAGGAGGAUAUAGAAACCACCCCGCAAUGGAAGACGACCUUUUUAUCGCCCGAAGCGCGCGAAGUUCGUGACGCAAUCGGCGCCAUAGUCCUAUGUGUCCGAAAUCCGUCGUUGUCGAUUAGUAAAGCUGUGCCGAGAGAAGCGCUUGAGCUUGCUACCGCUGCUACUACUAGUACUACGACGGCCGGUUCGUCGUUGACGCUACAAUCGGCUAUUGAGCAGGAUGGCAUGGAUGCAGGAGACAGACAGGAUGUGCGCACAAUAAAAGAGUUGGUGGGGGUUGUGAGUGAGCUCAAGGCUAAGAUUGAGGAGGAGAGGAACUGUGGUGAGGAGGAUGAACAAGAAAGUGAUGUGGUAGGAGGGGCGGAGGUGCCGGGUAUACUAGUUCUGGUUGAUGAGCAUUCCUCUUCGUCGUCUGCUUCUAAGAAGAAGGAAUAUAGUAGCGAUAAGGAGGAGGAGGAAGGUCUUGAGGCGGAGGAACCGUUUUCGUCGCCCUGGUGGGAAGAGCUACUUUAUGAGCAGGGUGUAUUUGGUAUGGAGGUUAUACGAUGGACUCCAUCCUCGUCAUCAGGCGCAAAUAUGGAUGUGCCAGAAACGAGGAAUAUAUAUGGCGAAUUAGAAGGCCUUCCGCGUCUCAAGGAGGUUCUGUCUACCCAUGAAUGGACAGCCGCUUCCUCUACAGAUAACGAUGACGGUGACGACGACGACGAAGAUGAUAUAAUGUCCUUCCUCAACGGCGGGACCAGACGCGAUGAAAGCACCGGAUUCAGGUUUGAGGUCAAUCAAUUAGAGCGUGAAAUGAUGGGAUUGCGAUUCGCUAUCAACGGAGGCGAUGACGAGGAUGAUAACGAUGGCAACGACGAAGAGGAAGAUACGGAGCUGCAAGUUGAGAAUCUGGAGGCAUUGAUGAUGCGUAUGAGGGCUAUCAAAGGUUUGUUUCGUUCCAAGUACACGUGUAAGAAUGGUCAAGCUGAUUUUGUUGAGGUAGACAUGUCGUCGGAUUUACCAGAGAGUAAACGCAAGGCCUUUGCGGCCAAGGCUGUGAAAGACAUUAUGCGAGAGUUUUAA
Talaromyces amestolkiae is the source of this 1407-nucleotide messenger RNA. RefSeq lists its product as uncharacterized. Gene Ontology annotation, biological process: vesicle-mediated transport. Gene Ontology annotation, molecular function: protein-macromolecule adaptor activity. The transcript has a single exon. The record is from RefSeq and is a predicted model, not a curated record. NCBI's taxonomy places the organism in Eukaryota, Fungi, Ascomycota, Eurotiomycetes, Eurotiales, Trichocomaceae. Bases 1 to 1407 code for a protein of 468 amino acids.